Molecule: messenger RNA, 1752 nt
Organism: Venustampulla echinocandica
Lineage: Eukaryota; Fungi; Ascomycota; Leotiomycetes; Helotiales; Pleuroascaceae
Exons: 3
Coding region: 1-1752 (583 amino acids)
Source: RefSeq, a predicted model, not a curated record
AUGGCGGACGCAGAAGAGAAAGCAAAGGCGGAGAAAAUAGCUGCUGCGAAGAAACGUGUCGAGCAGAUGAAAAAGAAGCAGAAAAAAGCAGGGGCAAAGAAGGAGGAUAAAGAUAAACCCGCGUCUCCUGCUGCGGAAAGCUCCAAAGCCGAAGAUACAGCGACCAGCCCGUCAGCAGAGGCAGCCGCCCUGGAUGCGACAGAAUCAACAGGAGAUGAAUCCAAGGCGGCAACUACAGAGGGGGACAAGGCAAAGGAUAAAGGUGCCGAGGAAACAAUUUCAGAGCUUAAUCCAGCCAAGUCGCAUCAGCGGCAGCCUUCCCUAUCCCUCCAGUCGAAGAUGCGGUCCUCGUCCUUUAGACAGGGCUCAGUAUCAGGAGCGCCCCUCUCUCCGAACUUUGGGUUCUCCCCCGAUGGAGACACGGCACCUGAUAUUUACCGUAAACAAGCGAUAAGGAUUGAGGAGUUGGAGAAGGAGAAUAAGCGGUUAGCGAAGGACGCUGUUGAUGGAGAGAAGAGAUGGAAAAAAGCUGAGGAAGAGCUCGAUGAGCUGCGGGAGGCGGAGGAUGACUCCAAGUCAAAAGAGAAGGGAGCAUCUCCUGCCGAAGGAUCAUCAAAAGAAUUGGAAAAGCUGAGGACGGAAAACACGGCUCUUCAACGCCAGAAUACACAACUACAAGCGCAAUCCUCCAGGGCUACACGGCAUGGCUCUUCUCCUUCGGUAUCCGUAAAUGCGCCAGCAGACUACGAAGCUGCCCUAGCAUCUAAAUCCUCGACGAUUGAAUCUAUGGAGAUAGAGAUAUCUAACCUCCGAGCUCGCCUCGACAAAGUCAACUCCGGUGCAUCUGUUAAGGAACAAAUUGCUGCCUUGGAGGAGAAGCUAUUGAGGAGUGAACGAGCAGCAGUUGUUGCACAGCGGGAACUAGGCGACCUCAAGAAAAACUUAGAUCGGACGACUGAGAAAGCAGUUAAGGAGGGUAGCGAACGUAUCUCAGCGGAAACAAAGCUGCGGACAUUGGAGCGCGAAGGAGUGGAAACCAAGUCACAUAGCGACGAACUUCAGAAGAAGGUGGAGGCAUUAGAGAAGAAGGUGGCCACUCUUGCGACUUUGCACAAAGAACACGACGCCCGGUUCCAAGCUCAAAAGAAAGAGCGCGAGAAGGCGGAGAAGGAUGCAUCAGAUCUCAGAACUCGACUUGGCGGUCUCGAGAAUGAGAACCUUCGAUUACGGGAUGAGAGAGAACGCGCACGGAAACGUGAUGCUGAAGGCAUUGACGAUGAUGGCGUUGAUGAACUUGAGAACGAAGAACGCCAGCGGCUGGAGAAGAAGGUCCGCGAGCUAGAGGCAGAAGUACAUGAGCUUCGUCGAGGCGUUUGGCGGGAGCGCAGAAAAGAACUCGAAGGGGAGAGUCCCGGGACCAAGUUUACGGAUGUCGAUCUCGGAGGCAGCAUCCCUCCUGGCAGAAGGAGCGUUGCGCAUGGUGGGAAGGGGCUUGGAGAUCUCAUUACCAGCGGUAUAAAUGUCAUCACAGGAGCCACGGCUGCAGGUGAUGAGGGGUUGUUGGAGGAUGACGAGGACAUGGACUUUGAUGAGGAUGCCUUCAAACAGGCCCACGAAGAGGAAGCUAAGAAGCAGCUCGAGAGAGUCAAGGAAAUCAAGAGGGGUCUGAAAAACUGGGAGGGAUGGCGAUUGGAUCUUGUGGAGAAUAGACGGGGUGGUGGUGAAGGAAUAGGCGAGAUCUUUGAAAUCUGA